GAAGCAGGCUGUGAGCCAAGGGGACGACAGAGGACAGAUAUGAAUGUGUUCCCAAAAUUUCCUGGUGGUUUAUGGCAUUCUCCAAAGUCCUAUGCAAGGGCUGUUCUUGACCAAGAAGACCCAAGGAGACCAUCUCUGAAAUCAAGUCCAGAUGAAGAACUAAGAGAAAAAAAGUGAAUAUGGUUUUUGCUCACAGAAUGGAUAACAUCAAGCCACCUUUGGUUGUUCCUUCGCUUCUGGUGCCCCUCCAGAACCACAGCUGCACUGGAACAGCCGCACCCCUGCCAAGCCAUGACCCGAUGGAAUUAUACGAGGAGCACAGGCGGAUGAGCAACAAAACAGACCUUCAAUACAGACUGAAACCCGGGGAAGUGGCCACAGCCAGCAUUUUCUUUGGGACUCUGUGGUUAUUUUCUAUCUUUGGCAAUUCGCUGGUUUGUUUGGUCAUCCAUAGGAGUAGAAGGACUCAGUCCACCACCAACUACUUUGUGGUUUCCAUGGCAUGUGCUGAUCUUCUCAUCAGUGUGGCCAGCACUCCAUUUGUCCUGCUCCAGUUCACCACUGGGAGGUGGACACUUGGUAGUGCAAUGUGCAAGGUUGUACGAUACUUUCAGUAUCUCACUCCAGGUGUCCAGAUCUAUGUUCUUCUCUCCAUCUGCAUAGACCGGUUCUACACCAUUGUUUACCCACUGAGCUUCAAGGUAUCCAGAGAAAAGGCCAAGAAAAUGAUCGCAGCAUCCUGGAUCUUUGAUGCAGCCUUCGUGAUCCCCAUCCUCUUUUUCUAUGGCUCCAACUGGGACACUCAUUGUAACUAUUUCCUCCCUUCCUCCUGGGAAGGGACUGCCUAUACUGUCAUCCACUUCUUAGUGGGCUUUGUGAUUCCAUCUGUCCUCAUAAUCUUGUUUUACCAGAAGGUCAUAAAGUAUAUUUGGAGAAUAGGCUCUGAUGGUCGAACAGUGAGGAGGACAAUGAAUAUUGUCCCAAGGACAAAAGUGAAAACGGUCAAAAUGUUCCUCAUUUUAAAUCUCUUGUUUUUGGUCUCCUGGCUACCUUUCCAUGUAGCUCAGCUCUGGCACCCCCGUGAACAAGACUAUAAGAAAAGUUCACUUGUUUUCACAGCGAUCACAUGGAUAUCCUUUAGUUCUUCAGCCUCUAAACCUACUCUUUACUCAAUUUAUAAUGCCAAUUUUAGGAGAGGGAUGAAAGAGACUUUUUGCAUGUCCUCAAUGAAAUGUUAUCGAAGCAAUGCCUAUACUAUUACAACAAGUUCAAGGAUGGCCAAAAAAAACUACGUUGGUAUUUCAGAAAUCCCUCCCAUGGCCAUAACUAUAACCAAAGACUCAAUCUAUGAUUCAUUUGACAGAGAAGCCAAGGAAAAGAAGCUUGCUUGGCCCAUUAACUCAAAUCCACCAAAUACUUUUGUCUAAAUUCUCAGAAUUCUUUUACUUAUUGUUAUGCUCUGGAGAUUAAAAAGCAUUAACUAUAAAACAAGUUAUUUACAUAUUUUUUCACUCAACUUUCUGAGUUACUUUGUAAAAUGCAUUCAUUUGUUGAUUAUAGUUUUGUGACUUUUGUACUAGUUGCUUUUUGUUUUAGGAAAAGCAUUCACCUUAACUAUGGUCAUCAUUUUACUAUAUUAGUUGAGAUGUGUAAAAAAUUCCUUUUUACCUUUUAUUGAUCAUUAGGACACAGUCUUUGGUUAAUGAUUCCACCCUGUUUUAUUCUAUUUUCUUUUCCUUUUAUGUAUUGAAUUUUUAUAACUAUGGGCUUAUGUUUCAGUGAAAUCCUUCAUGUUUUACAUUUUGGGAAUGUGUAUUUAUUUCUUUAAGCAUUCAAGGAGGAAUUAAUACUGAAUAUAUUUUCAUAUUACUUUCUUCCAAGUAAUCACUAGCCAGAUCUGCUGUGAAAAGCAAUUCAUAUAUUACAAUAUACUGGAACUUGCUGGAAAGUCUUUUAUGAUUGGGUUUUAAUCAGAAUUCUUGGUGAAAAAAUGCAUUAUGUCUUGUUGAAGCUUCUCUCUCUUGAUUUCAUCCUUUAAUCAAAGCUACUGAUGGGGUCUUGAAAAUUCCAAAUUCAGUGUGAUGUUUUCCUCACAUCUGGGACCCAUCCAGGCUGCCUAACCUUCUUUCUCUGUAUUACACACAAGCAGAUGAGCAGAUGCUCUUGCUAGGCAUGUCCAAAAAUGUCAAAAGGGGAAUGACAGAUGAUAUUUCUUUGUGCUCUGUAAUUCAGUGAUCCUCAGCUGCCCAGCCUUAUCACCAGGACAGAAAGGACAGGACAGAACCAGGACAGAAAGGACAACGACCGUCUUCUCCUUUCUUCCUUCUCUUCAUCUCCUUUCAAGUCACAGCACUACACCCCAGCCAGACUCACACUCUUCCAUUGCCUAUAACUCGAGACUUUUCUAUAGUUCCCAGGUCUCCAUGAUUUUAAUUUUCUAGGACCACUUCAUUUAGGAAAUGUUUUCUGUUAAAUAAUAAAGGGCUUACAGACAA
Cavia porcellus (domestic guinea pig) is the source of this 2495-nucleotide messenger RNA. It is a transcript of the gene Gpr19, whose product is annotated as G protein-coupled receptor 19. The transcript is spliced from 2 exons. Gene Ontology annotation, biological process: G protein-coupled receptor signaling pathway. Gene Ontology annotation, molecular function: G protein-coupled receptor activity. NCBI's taxonomy places the organism in Eukaryota, Metazoa, Chordata, Mammalia, Rodentia, Caviidae. Gene Ontology annotation, cellular component: plasma membrane. Bases 180 to 1427 code for a protein of 415 amino acids. The record is from RefSeq and is a predicted model, not a curated record.